Messenger RNA from Rangifer tarandus platyrhynchus (Svalbard reindeer), 1374 nucleotides. The record is from the annotation of a GenBank genome assembly. NCBI's taxonomy places the organism in Eukaryota, Metazoa, Chordata, Mammalia, Artiodactyla, Cervidae.
AUGGAUUCAGACGAGCUGGAAGCCUUCCAGCAGGAACUCACCUGCUCCAUCUGCAUGAACUGCUUCCUGGACCCCGUCACCAUAGACUGUGGGCACAGCUUCUGCCGUCCCUGUCUGAGCCUUUGCUGGGAAGAAGGCCAGACUCCAAGGAGCUGCCCUGAGUGCAGGGGAAUAUCAGAGAGGCCACAUUUCAAAACCAAUAUUGUCCUCAAGAGGCUGGCUUCCCUUGCCAGACAGGCCAGAGCUGACCACGACCACUGCUCUGAGGAGCAGAUCUGUGAGACACACCAGGAAGCCAGAGGCCUCUUCUGUGAGGCUGACCAGACCCUGCUCUGCGGGCCCUGCUCUGAACGCCCCGAGCACGCAGCUCACAGCCACAGUCCCAUACACAGGGCUGCUGAGGAGUCCCGGGAGAAACUUGUAAAGAGAAUGAGAUCUUUAUGGAAACUGAGAGAAGAAAUGCAAAUCAGUCUGAAUCAGGAAGCUAACAAAACUCAGUCCUUUGAGGACUAUGUGGCACUAAGGAAGGAAAUGAUUACAGCUGAAUAUCAGAGGAUGCUUCUGCUGCUCCGGGAAGAGGAGCAACUGCAUCUGGAGGCCCUGGAGCGAGAAGCCAAGGAGAUUUGUGAACAACUCAAGGAGAGUGUGCUCACAAUGACUCAGUACAGAGAACAUCUGAAAGACAUGUACAGAGAGCUGACUGCGAUGUGCUGCAAGCCGGACAGGGAGCUGCUCCAGCCUUUGACCUUGACAUGUCUAUAUGUCAUUUGUUACAGGACUGACUUGGCACAGAUGCAGAAGCCUCAGCCAGUGAACCCAGAGCUCACUUGCUGGCCUCUCACUGGAAUCCUAGACAUGCUGAACAACUUCAGAGUGGAUAACAUUCUGAGUCAGACAAUGACCAUUUACCACAUGAGCCUUUCUGAGGAUGACGAUGAUGCAAGUGUUAUGUUCAGAGAUGAGCACCAUGGCGUGUCCAGACAGCCUCAGAUUGUGGAGAGUGUCGUGUCCUGGGGAGCUCGGGCCUUCACCUCUGGGAGGCAUUACUGGGAGCUGGAUGUGACGCACUCCUCCAGCUGGAUUCUGGGCACCUGCAAAGAUAUCUUGAUAACUGAUACUAAUAUCAGCAUUUAUUCUGAAGAAGCAUGUGUUCUGUUUGCCAAGAAGGUGAACAAUCAUUAUAGUCUCUUCACCAACACCCCACCCUACAUUCAGUAUGUGAAAAGGCCUCUGGGUAGGAUUGGGGUGUUUCUGGAUUAUGACAAUGGAACUGUGAGUUUCUAUGAUGUUUGCAGAGCAUCCCUCAUAUACAGUUUCCUUCCUUCCCCUUUUUCCUUCCCUCUGAAGCCUUUCCUUUGUCUUAGGUCUCUAUGA